AUAAAAAGGUCUGUUUUAAUGUUGCAGGACCUGCAUGGAAGAAAUAAGAAGAGCGUCAAUAUAACAUAGAGAAACAAAGACUGAAAGUUGCAACGUUCAGUUGCUGGAGCUAUCAUUACAAAUUUAAAUAGUUUGUCCAGAUCAGUUACCAAGAUGCUCUUAAAUAUCUCAAAGGGCUUCUAAUUUUUGGGACUAAAGAAGUGCUGCUGACUGGACAACUUAAGUAGAAGCUUUUUUUCCUGUUUUGUUUUCUGAGGAGAUUUUCAGAACUUUUUAGAGGGCUCAUUAUGGACACCUCUGCAUCAAAGCUCUAGCAUUGUGUGUUUAAAGCCUCUCUCCAUUUGUGUCACGGAUGUCUGGGUUGCUGUGAAAGGUUACGUCUGGCUCAGACACACACGCACACACACUCUUCUCUGCAGCUGGAAGCUCAAGAGUUUGUGUUGCACAUACCUGAGUGAGUGGUCUGAGGGAUUUAGCUGGCCUGAGAAGCCAAGUCGGAAAGACAGACAACUUUUAAGAGCUUUCACAGCACAACUCAGUGAAGGCGAGCAAAGUCGAGGGAUGGUGAGGAAGAUGAAACAAACUCUUUGCACAAUCCCUUUCCUGGUGACUCUGGCGGUAGAGCUCAACUGGAUAAAUAUGGGCUACAGCAUGCAGAAGGAGGGAUUAAGCAGGCAGGUUAUGAAGCAGAGGGAGAUACAGUCAUCUUCCAGCCUGGAUGAGCUGCUACGACUCACAGACUUUCCUGACUGGAAGUUGUGGAAGUGUCGUCUUAGACUGCAGAGUCAAGCAAAGGCCUUCUCCUCGCCGACUUCAUUCGGGUCACAUCGCUCAACACGCUAUGCUGCUGAAUCUUACACUCCGGAGAUACUCAAAGCCAUAGAUGAAGAGUGGCAGCGCACACAGUGCAUGCCCAGGGAGACUUGUGUUGAGGUGGGUCAAGAGUUGGGCACCGACCCCUCGAUCCUCUUCAGGCCACCCUGUGUUUCUGUCCACAGGUGCAGUGGCUGCUGCAAUCUAGAGGGAGUCACCUGCAGGAACACAUCUGCUGUAUAUGUGAAUAAAACUGUCUUCAGUGGACUUCAAUUCAAUUUUGUACCAGAACCUGUUCUAAUAAAAGUAGCAAACCAUACUGAGUGCAGCUGCAUGGAGCCUGCUAUAAUUCGCCGGAAUGCCCAACCUCUUUGGAGCAAUGGCUGCUCUUUGAUGACUCAGCUGUUAGAUGCAGAAAACUCCAGAAGACUUUGUGCUAGUGGGUUUAUUUGGGAUUGUUCAACUGAAAGAUGCAUACCUUACCCUUCCAGUACACCAGAGCUUCCACUCAGUUCAUGGAUGCCAGACUGUGAGAUAGAUGUGGAGCAUUGUGAAUGUCUUCCCAGACCAGAGCCAAUUCUUCAACCAAGACCAAUCCAUCACUGUCAUCUCAACUCCUCCAUCUGUGCACACAGGCAAAAAACAUUUAAUAAAGUCUUAUGCAGAUGCAGAUGACCCAUAUAGCUGAGCAGUCGGGAAAUACAUUACGACGAGCUGCUCACCAGACAGCAGUGGAAAAAAGAAAAAAAUCCUAUAUUUAUUUACAGUUCUAUUUAUGUGGAUAAUAAUUGAUAUUGAUUACUGAUACUGAUAAUAUUAUUGUCACAUGACCAUGUUAAUUCACAUUUUAACAUGCAUCCAUUAAU
Melanotaenia boesemani (Boeseman's rainbowfish) is the source of this 1679-nucleotide messenger RNA. RefSeq names its product vascular endothelial growth factor D (gene vegfd). Bases 562 to 1488 code for a protein of 308 amino acids. Gene Ontology annotation, molecular function: chemoattractant activity; vascular endothelial growth factor receptor 3 binding; growth factor activity. Gene Ontology annotation, cellular component: membrane. Gene Ontology annotation, biological process: positive regulation of mast cell chemotaxis; induction of positive chemotaxis; response to hypoxia. The record is from RefSeq and is a predicted model, not a curated record. Lineage: Eukaryota; Metazoa; Chordata; Actinopteri; Atheriniformes; Melanotaeniidae. The transcript has 9 exons.